Coffea eugenioides is the source of this 3059-nucleotide messenger RNA. Its product is annotated as phosphatidylinositol 4-phosphate 5-kinase 8. Gene Ontology annotation, molecular function: 1-phosphatidylinositol-4-phosphate 5-kinase activity; ATP binding. The transcript has 11 exons. Gene Ontology annotation, biological process: phosphatidylinositol metabolic process. The record is from RefSeq and is a predicted model, not a curated record. Bases 513 to 2831 code for a protein of 772 amino acids. Lineage: Eukaryota; Viridiplantae; Streptophyta; Magnoliopsida; Gentianales; Rubiaceae.
AUUUCAAAGGAAAUUUGAAAAACGAAAAAAUUUUCAAUUUUAAUACUGCAUUCGAAAGCUUAGAAUUGCAUGGAGCUUUGAUUUUUCCGAAAUGAAAUGAAUAUCUUUUUGGAUGUAAUAUUCUUUUGUUGCUGAUGAUUUCUAGGGUUUUGUAGGGGUUACUGUGGCGAUUGACUUGACAGUUUGAUGAUUGCAAAUUUGUUCAUAUAAUUUGAGAACUAUAUGCAAGUGACUGUGCUUCACCAAAAUUUCCAUCUUUGGCCUGAAAGGAAGGUUUUAACGUAGACAACAAUUGGAUGAUGGACAAUUAUGGCCCAAUUUUUUGUAGUGGAAGCAUUUACAUUAUUCUGACUCACCAUGUUUUCCACUUUCCAUGAAGAUAAGCAUGGUAAACCGGACGCCGUAUUCUUUUCGAGGCCUGGAAUGAAGAUCAAGUGCUUUUCCAAGGGGAGAUGCAUAUUAUGGAUUUCUUAGAAUCAUUUAGGAAAUUUAAUUUCUAAUCAUCAUCUUAUAUGGAGGCUAGUGAAAGGACUCUUGAAAAGGUUUUCCCUUGUGGUGAUGUCUAUGCGGGUAACUUUAAGGGACUGCUCCCCCAUGGAAAAGGAAAAUAUACAUGGUCAGAUGGGACUACUUAUGAGGGAGAUUGGGAAGAAGGAAAAAUGAAUGGCAAGGGAAGGAUCUCCUGGGCAUCAGGAGCCACAUAUGAGGGUGAUUUUUCUGGGAACUACCUCCACGGAUUUGGAACAUUUACUGGUUCUGAUGGUUCUUUAUACACGGGUGGCUGGAGGAUGAACUCUCAACAUGGAAUUGGACGAAAGCAAUAUCAAAACUCUGACGUUUAUGAUGGGUGUUGGAAAGAGGGCAAAAGGGAAGGCAGUGGGAGGUAUGCAUGGAGCAAUAGCAACAUGUAUAUUGGAAGUUGGAAAAAUGGGAAAAUGAGUGGUAGAGGGGUUAUGAAAUGGCUUAAUGGCGAUCUUUUUGAUGGCUUUUGGUCUAAUGGACGAAGACAUGGGACAGGCUGCUAUAGGUUUGCUGAUGGAGGUUAUUAUUUUGGCACAUGGACUAAAGGUUUAAAGGAUGGACAAGGGACAUUUUAUCCUGCUGGUAAUAAACAUUCUGCACGAAGGAAGUCUAGUGCUGAUAAAAAUGGGGAGAAAAAGAAAAGAUUAUUGGUUCAUAGUUCAUCAGUUAACUCUGAGAAUUCUGUGAGACCUCAUGUUAGGCGUAGCCAUUCUGAGAAAAUAUCUAAUACCCUUUUGAGAGGUUCAAGUCAAACAUCACACAGGACUUCAUCACUGCGUGAAGAUAGUGCUCUUGAUGAUAUCAGUGUUGAUAUGUCAUUUGACGCUUCAUCUCGUUAUUCUGAUGAUGACCAAUCUGGGUUGCAGGGCGAUAGUUCUGUUGCUUUUGAAAGGGAAUAUAUGCAAGGAGUCUUAAUCAAGGAAAGGGUUAGAAGUAUAAGUGGGCUGUCUCUAAAGAGCAAAAAGAGAUACAAAUUUCAUGCAAAAGAAGUAAAAAGCAAGUCAUGUGUGGAUAUUUUUGAAGGCCAUAGACGCUAUUAUCUAAUGCUUAACUUGCAACUUGGCAUCAGGUACACCGUGGGUAAGAUUACGCCUGUUCCUGCCCGUGAAGUGAGAUCUUCUGACUUUGGAGAACGAGCAAGAAUUAGAAUGUAUUUUCCUAGAAAAGGUUCGCAGUUUACACCUCCACAUUAUUCAAUUGACUUCUAUUGGAAGGAUUAUUGCCCAAUGGUAUUCAGGAAUUUGAGAGAAAUGUUUAAGUUGAAUGCGGCAGAGUACAUGAUGUCUAUCUGUGGAGAUGACGGUCUGAGAGAGCUUUCUUCUCCAGGGAAAAGUGGCAGCAUUUUCUUUCUGUCAGGUGACGAUAGAUUUGUGAUCAAGACUUUGAAGAGAUCAGAGCUUAAGGUUUUUCUCAGGAUGUUACCUCGCUACUAUAGACAUGUAAGCCAGCAUGAAAACACACUCAUAACAAAAUUUUUCGGCCUACACAGAAUAAAAUUGAAACAUGGAAAAAAGGUACGCUUUGUGGUCAUGGGAAAUAUGUUCUGCACUGAAUUGCGAAUUCAUCGUCGCUAUGAUUUGAAAGGUUCAUCUCAUGGGAGAUUUACGAAGAAAGACAAGAUUGAUGAGGGCACUACAUUAAAAGAUCUUGAUUUGACUUAUGAAUUUCAUAUGGACAAGUUAUUGCGUGAAUCACUUUUCAAGCAACUAUCUCUGGACUGUGAGUUUUUAGAGUCUCAGCAGAUAAUUGAUUACAGUCUUCUGCUGGGGUUGCAUUUUAGAGCUCCUGAACAUCUUAAAGCCUUGCUUGAGCCACCUGACUCACUACACAAGCCUGCGAGUGCACAAGCUACUCUUGGUGGCAUGACAUCUCAGGGAGAGCUGUCAAUUCCUCCAAGGGGAUUGCUUUUAGUGACCCAUGAACCCAGUUCAGUCAGUACUGAGCCAGGUCCUCACAUAAGAGGAAGUACUCUGAGAGCAAUGUCUGUUGGUGACAAAGAAGUUGAUCUUCUUCUACCUGGUACCGCAAGGUUGAGGGUGCAACUAGGUGUGAACAUGCCGGCACAGGCAAAUCUCAAGGUCCUGCAAGAUAAGACUGAUUUGGCAGAAGUUGAACUCUUCGAGGUUUACGACGUCGUCCUCUAUCUUGGCAUUAUUGAUAUACUGCAGGAAUACAACGUGAGGAAGAAAUUAGAGCACACUUGUAAAUCUUUGCAGUUUGACCCCAUGUCAAUUUCUGUUGUUGAACCCAAGCUCUAUUCGAGACGAUUCAUCAAUUUUCUGGAGAAAGUUUUCCCAGUUGCACCAUGAAGAUUUUGGCACGCUUCAGUCGAGUCGUCGUUGCCCUUCUUUACACACCUUUUUGUUCAGAAUUCAUUGUAAGGUGAUUCCUCAUUCGUCACAGAUUUUCUUUUAAUUACCUGUACAGGCAUAAUAGCAUCUCCAUCUCUUUUUCAUCUUUUUGGGGAAGUAAAGUAAAAAUCCAGCUUUCGGAAAUAAGAACCAAGUCAAAUUUGUAUUUUUAUCUCCGUUGUAUUC